Messenger RNA from Saccoglossus kowalevskii, 950 nucleotides. Its product is annotated as D-aspartate oxidase-like. Gene Ontology annotation, molecular function: D-amino-acid oxidase activity; FAD binding. The record is from RefSeq and is a predicted model, not a curated record. NCBI's taxonomy places the organism in Eukaryota, Metazoa, Hemichordata, Enteropneusta, Harrimaniidae. Gene Ontology annotation, cellular component: cytoplasm. Gene Ontology annotation, biological process: D-amino acid catabolic process.
CGUGAGCACAUCAAGAAUCUUAUGACCAGUAUGGAUGGUAUCAAAGCUGGGGCGGGGAUAAUAUCUGGCUGGCAUCUUUUCAAUGAUUUUGAUAACUCUCAGGAGGAUUCGUAUGACACCAAAUUAUUUCUUAACUAUCAGUUACAUAGAGAUGGUGGACUGUUUAACUACAGACACGCUUCGUUCCUUACUACGUAUUUCCUUGAAGGCAAGAAAUACUUGAAAUAUCUCACGGAAAGAUUUCAGAAAAGAGGCGGAAAGAUCAUUCAAGGUCGAGUAAAUAGUAUGGAAGAAUUGGUUGGGAAAUAUGACGUUGUUGUCACGUGUGUAGGACUCGGAGCUAAGACGUUGCUAGGCGACGACUCUAUGGUACCAAUCAGAGGGCAGGUUGCGAAGAUCCAUGCACCAUGGAUGAAACAUUUUCUACGAACAUUCACAUCUAAAAAACAAGAGUUAGACACAUACAUUUACCCUGGACAAGAGUAUGUAACAAUAGGCGGGACAAGGCAAGAAGGUGAUUAUAACCUAGCAAGCGACGACGAAGACGAGAAACGAAUCUGGACAAAUGCUUGCAAGUUGAUUCCAGCAUUGAAGGACUGUAAGCCAGACUUUUCUCUCGUUGGGCUACGUCCAUGCAGAAAAAAGGGAGUACGACUAGAAACGGAAACAAUGAAGUUAAAGAAUGGAACAUUGAAAGUUGUUCAUAACUAUGGUCACAGCAGUGCCGGCAUUGCCCCUCACUGGGGGUGCGCACAGGAUGCAACACAACUGGUCAAGACGUGUCUACAAGAUACUCAGCUAAAAUCACAACUAUAACCAUGACAAGUGUAGUGUUAACGUUCUACGUUAUUUAUGUGGCUAUUCGUAAUUUGAUUCUUCUACAUCGAGAAAAAAUGUACGUGUAAAAUGACGAUAAUAUAUGGCAUCGCAAUCAAUGUCUUUGGAGGGGG